Messenger RNA from Frieseomelitta varia, 1873 nucleotides. Its product is annotated as solute carrier family 52, riboflavin transporter, member 3-A-like. The record is from RefSeq and is a predicted model, not a curated record. The transcript has a single exon. Bases 31 to 1359 code for a protein of 442 amino acids. Gene Ontology annotation, biological process: riboflavin transport. Gene Ontology annotation, cellular component: plasma membrane. Gene Ontology annotation, molecular function: riboflavin transmembrane transporter activity. NCBI's taxonomy places the organism in Eukaryota, Metazoa, Arthropoda, Insecta, Hymenoptera, Apidae.
AAAUUUGGUUUUUCAUACAUAAAUGGCAAAAUGACAGAUGUUGCACAAGUUUUAAAACUAUGCUAUAGAAAAACUGAUGUUUUUGUGCAUUUUCUUAUAAUAUUAUUUGGCAUUUCUGCAUGGAUUGGUAUCAAUGGAAUAUUUAUUCAAAUACCAGUACUUAUCAAUACUUCUCCAGAAGGUUGGACAUUACCAGCGUACUUAGUAUUAGCGACACAUGCUGCAAAUUUUGGUCCUUUACUUUAUACAAUCUUGCAAUAUUUUCAUUACAAAAUAAAUGAACCUUGGUGGAUACUAUGUUUGUUGAUAUCAGGAACUUCAGCAAUGGGAUUUUUAAGUUUCUUUUAUUCCGAAAAAAUUAUCAUUGCCGGUCAUGAAUACAGUCUAGUAUUGUAUAUUUUAACAUUUUUCAAUGCUUUAGUAGGUUGCUUUAGCUCUGUUUUAUUUAUGCCGUACCUUCGCAAUUUUAGUGAAAAAUGUUUAACAUCCUUCUUUAUAGGAGAAGGAUUAAGUGGUGUACUGCCAAGUAUAGUUGCUUUAAUACAGGGAAUUGGAGAUACUUCAGAAUGUUCAAUUCAUAAAAAUAAUAGUAAUGUAGAAUCUUCAGAUUCUUUUAGUCUAAAUUUUUCCCCAGAUGUGUAUUUUCUUUUCAUUUUUAUUAUUUUAUUUCUAUCUUUAACUGCUUUCGCUAUUUUAGAAUAUUCUUUAAUUCGAAACACGAAACAACCUCGUGGUACUAGCAGUGCAAUUUUCAGUAAAAAACAGGCAAAUAUUUCGCCUUGUGAUCAUUAUUCUAAUGAUAUACAAAAAAUGAAUCAUUAUUGUACAGAUUCUAAUAAGCAUCUGACUAAACGAACGCGACAUUAUUUAUUUACACUGCUUGCUAUUUUCUGCUUUUUAAGCAACGGUUUCUUUCCUAGCAUACAAUCUUACUCUUGCUUACCUUAUGGAAAUAUAGCAUACAAAUUAUCAAUCACUUUUACUCAAUUUGCAAAUCCAAUUGUGUGUUUGUUAGCAUUCUGGUUAAAAGUAUCAAGUGUAAAAAUUAUUAAUUACUUAUCUGUAAUAUGUUUACUUAUUGGAAGUUAUGUUACAUAUUUAGCAUUAAUGUCUCCAACUCCUCCCUUACAAGCAACAAAACUUGGCAUUUUCCUAGUUAUUUUUUCAUGGACACUCUUGAUAGGAUUUAUUUCUUAUUUAAAAUUAAUUAUUGUAUCAAUAUUUAGAACUAUAAUGAUCCCCAAUAUACUCUUCAAAGCAGGUAUAAUUAUGCAAAUAGGUUCUGCAAGCGGUGCAAUAUUUUCAUUUAUUUUAAUCAACUUUACAAAUUACUUUGAAAUGCAGACUGAUUGUUCUUAAAUUGUGAAAGUUGGCAUUGUAAAUAUGAUAACUUGAAUGUUUUAUAUAUUGUAUGUACAGAGUAAUAAUUAUUAUAGUACUUUCAUUGAGACAUGUAUUUAAUUGAUUUAGAUAUAAAAAUGUAAUUCUCUUUAUCAGUACAGCUUUAAUCAAGGAAAAUAAUAAGGCAAAUAAAUUUAUAUCUAUAAAGAUAUUUUUAUAAUUGUACAUGUGUCUGCAUUUAUAUAUAAACAAAUAUAGAGACAAAUGAAUAAUACAAAGCAAUUGUACAAAUAAUGAAUGAAUAUCAAAGAAAUUGGAUAUAAAAAAAUAUAUAAAUAUCUAAUCUGUUUCAUCUUAAGUAUUGUUUUUCAAUGCCGUGUGCUUAAGAUAUAUUUAUUAUAUGUAACUACAUGUAUGAACAUAUAUUCGACUGGCUUCGAAUUACAUUUGCAAAAGGAAAAAUCGUUAUAUUGUCUAUGGGAAUUGUUUAUAAUAUAAUAUUAAUAUUGUUUCAAAUAAAUAUGUUCCGAAA